GUUUAUGACAGCAUUUAGAGAAAAGCUUAUCUCCAAACUAAAAUUCCAUUUGUGGCACACAUUAAUUCCCCUAUUUCUAAAUUCUUACCCACAAAUGAGAACCUCCUGCUGGAUGCAGAGUACCCGUCUCCAUGCUAAAAAUGAUGUCUCUUGCCCUAAGGCCGGUUCAGCCUGUGUGCUGUUUAAAGUGGAAGCCAUUCAAUGUCAGCAAAUACAAUGGCUAUAAGCUGUCUCUAAAGCAGAGGCCAAUAAAGCUUAGAGGCAGUCACCAUGUUAUUUUAGCUACCGCAGGGCAGCUACAACCACUGGAUUUAACCGAAGAAAAUGUUAAUCAAGUACUCGUUGAGGCCAAAUCCGAGUUCAUGCAGCUUUUUGAUCCUGCAGUGGGCAUCACAGAGCUUGCAGAGUUAGAUGGGCCCUUUCUGAAGCUCCGUCUAAAGGGCCGAUUUUGGCACAAAAGAUCCACAGUGCUGGCGAGGCUUGGCACUUACUUACAGAAGAGAAUACCUGAAAUUUUGGAAGUGGAUAUAGAAGAUGAAGCUCAAUUGGAUGACAGUCCUGAGAAUUUUUAAGGUUCUCCUCUCCUGCAGAACUUUACUGCUUGAAUUUGUCAGAGAAGGCCUUUAUUCAACAAGAAAGAAUAUAUAUUAACACCGAAAAGUUGAACAAAUCAAGAAAUGCGCAAGUGAGAUACUGCAAUAGGAGGUAUUGUAGUCUACUUUUUCUUUGAACAACUAGCAGCCUAGUGUGGAAAUUAGUUGGCGAUCUAGUGUUAUAUGAGGAGCAAUUCACAACAUUGAUAAAGGAAUUGUUUGUAACAGUAUUCUGGUUGGCUUGUUACUAAACUUUAAUGAAUUCAAACAAGUAUUUUGGGUAGUUUUGCAAUAUAAGAUCAUUAGUUUCAAGAUAAGCUGUAACAGUCUUUGUCUAAAAAUGUCAAGAACAACCUGCCUGAUAUUCAGCUCCAAGUGAGAAGACCUUUUUUGCUAGUUUACAAAGAUAUUUCACUUGUAUACUUGGCUGUUUAUUCGGUCUUUCAGCUUUAAACCAUCAUUCAAACUUCUAAUAUAGGUUGUGCUUCUUGUUGUCAAAUA
Cryptomeria japonica (Japanese cedar) is the source of this 1094-nucleotide messenger RNA. RefSeq lists its product as uncharacterized. The record is from RefSeq and is a predicted model, not a curated record. The coding region runs from base 132 to 572 and encodes 146 amino acids. Lineage: Eukaryota; Viridiplantae; Streptophyta; Pinopsida; Cupressales; Cupressaceae. The transcript has 4 exons.